Oldenlandia corymbosa var. corymbosa is the source of this 1116-nucleotide messenger RNA. NCBI's taxonomy places the organism in Eukaryota, Viridiplantae, Streptophyta, Magnoliopsida, Gentianales, Rubiaceae. The record is from the annotation of a GenBank genome assembly.
AUGGUUCGUCAAUAUUCAGUUCUAAUAGUACUGCUUUUAGCUUCUGUUUGUGCCCCGUUGGUUGUACAGCAUGCAAGUUCAUCAGCGGAGGAGGAGUUUGUGCAUAAUAUUAAUAACAACAGCCUAAUUAAUCUCAGACGUCUUGCGAGUGGAUGCGACUUGUUUCAAGGAAGAUGGGUUGUUGAUAAUUCUUACCCAUUAUACGAAUCCUCAAGCUGUCCUUUCAUUGAGCCUGAAUUUGACUGCCAAAAAUAUGGUCGUCCGGACACACUCUAUCUCAAGUACGCUUGGAGACCUGAUUCCUGCAGCUUGCCCAGGUUUAAUGGGGUGGACUUGCUAAGUAAAUGGAGGGGAAAAAAGAUAAUGUUGGUUGGAGAUUCGCUAAGCUUAAACCAAUGGCAAUCUUUGAUUUGUUUACUCCAUGCGUCGGUGCCGAAUGCCAAAAUCAACGGGGUUAGGAAGGACCCUCUCUCCUCUGUGACUUUUCAGGACUAUGAUGUAACCAUCUAUGUUUACCGGUCAACUUUCUUAGUAGAUGUAGUACGAGGCAGUAAGGGUAACAUACUGAAACUUGACUCUAUUCAACAAGGAGAAAACUGGAAAGGAAUGGACGUUCUUGUGUUCAAUAGUUGGCAUUGGUGGCUUCACAAGGGAAACUCUCAACCGUGGGAUUAUAUCCAAGAUGGCUCCACCAUAACCAAAGACAUGGAUCGCCUGGAAGCAUUCACCAAAGGAAUGACAACUUGGGGGAAAUGGGUUGAUCAAAAUGUCGAUACUUCUAAAACCAAAGUCUACUUUCUGGGAAUUUCUCCUACACAUUACAGGGGCAAGGAGUGGGGAGGGUCUAAGGAUUGUUCUGGGGAGCAACAACCACUAGAAGGAUCGACAUAUCCAGCGGGAUCAGUCCCAGCCCUGGGGGCAAUCAAGAAGGUCAUAAGUAACAUACAGAAACCAGUGUAUCUACUAGACAUCACAACCUUAUCGCAACUUAGAAAAGAUGCCCAUCCAUCAGCUUACAGUGGUGAUCAUUCAGGGACUGACUGCAGCCACUGGUGCCUUGCCGGCCUACCAGAUGUGUGGAACCAGCUUCUAUAUGCUGCAUAUAUAGGCGCAUAA